Molecule: messenger RNA, 2679 nt
Organism: Kwoniella botswanensis
Lineage: Eukaryota; Fungi; Basidiomycota; Tremellomycetes; Tremellales; Cryptococcaceae
Exons: 6
Coding region: 1-2679 (892 amino acids)
Source: RefSeq, a predicted model, not a curated record
AUGUCCUUCCUACCCAAUCUAGCAGGAAUCAACUACGUACCCGGACCCAACACCACCACCGACCUUCCCGGUUCAGCUACAGCCCCCACAGCCCAGACAUCAGGCUUCGUCCAAGCUGGUGAUGCACCCCAAUCUCAGCAGGUUGGUACCAGUGGUGGACCAGGCCUGGGUUCAAGUCCAUUAGUACCCAAACCUGGAACCUCCACUGACACUCAAACUGGUAAACCCCAUUCGGAAGGUAUCACUUUAGAAGAACUUCAAGCCAAGAGAGCAGCGGAGGCAGCAGCGAUUACUGCUCAACUUUCAUCUUCCACUUCGGCAGAGUUAAACGAUCAAGUCUCUUUGCCUUCUGGUGGAGGUGGUUUAGGAAGUUCACCAUUGGUUCCUAAACCCGGUACGUCGAUCAACGCCCAAACUGGUCAAUUACAUUCCGAGGGAAUAACCAAAGAGGAACUCCAAGCGAGAAGGGCAGCAGAACAAGCCGCGUUAACUGCGAACGUAUCUUCAGCCACUUCAGCCAAACCUGAAGAGAUUAGUCAAGAUGAAUUAAAGCAGAUUCAGGAGAAGGGUAAAGAAUUGUUAGAUCCUACACCUCAUCAUCAACAGGCUAGAAGAGGAUCAACGUCUGGAGCACCUCCUUCCGACUUACCGGGACACUCUACUGCUCUCACUGCCGAUGGAAGGAGAUUGAGCGAUUUGUCGGGAAGAGAACAAGCCGCUAGACAAUUGGCUGGGAAUGCUAUUCCUAUACAUCCUGCCAAUCAAAGACAAGAUUCAGGUUUGAGUACUCCAGGACAAGAACUACCUGGUGGUUGGGGAUCUACACAAACUGUUCCACUCCCCGGUACAGCUCCCAAUGCGCCAACCUCAUUAUACCACGACAUAGCGGAAGGUCUCGAUUCAGUCGGGAGAGCAGCUUUCAACGUCAUUCCCACACCAAUCAAAGAUGCUUUCUCUGCGUCACCCACUUCUCCUAAAUCGUCUUCUGCUCAGUUGGGCGUCUCUCCACCUCAAGGUAGAAGAUCCAGUGUAACUGCUCUGUUCGAUCAGGCUAAAGACAAAGCGUCAAGAUUGGUUGAAGAUGCUCAAGGAACUUUACAAAAUACUCAACGACGAGCAUCAGCUUCGCUCAGUAGAGAUUCAGAACUGCGAACCAAAAUCUCGGGUUUCGUAGAUAACUUCGCAGCUGCAAGCCCAGCUUUCGUAGCUGCCGGUCCAGGUCGUCAAAUUCCUGUAGCCAUUGUUCCUCGAUACUCCUUACCCUCGGAAGAACCUGCUGGUGCCUUACCCGGAGAGCACACUUCGGGUGUAGGUGCUUUACCUGGUUCGAGCAAUGAGCGAGGUGUAGCUGUUUUGCCCGACGAGAAGAAAGCUCCACUCAGCUUGCCUUCAGAAGAGAACCAAGGUAUUCUUCCUGGUGAGACUUCCGGUGGUAUCGGUGCUCUACCUGGUCAAAUUGGAGAAAGUGGUGUAGCCGUUCUUCCAGACGAACGAGCUACCAAUGCAUACCAAGAGCUCAAACCUGCUUCUUCCUCUGCCGGACCAUCCGGUACUUCAGGACUUGCUGGACCCUCCGGAACAACUUCGAAGGAUCUUCCAGCUGGUUCAGGCAGUGCUGGUCCUUCCGGUACAUCUACCGAGUCAACUUUCCGAGGUGCAUCAUCCGGUUUGAGCUACGCUGGCCUCGCUCCUGCUCUCCCUUCUACCUCUCUCGGACUCGGUGGUGAUAAAGGUGCGACCGACGUUCCAGCUACACUCGGUCCUUCAUCUUCCAAUGCCAACAGCCUCACUACGGCACCUGAACCUACUUCUACUGUGGAGAGUGGAUCCACUCCCGCUACCUCCACACUCUCACCUGCUACAGCUACCACCGCCCCUGCCUCCAUCGAAUCUUCCGAUGGAGUUUCAUCAGCUUUGGCUGUUCCUGAGACUCGACAUGCCAACGAACGAACAAGCUCUGCCGCUUCUGUCACAGCUAUAAGACACGGACAUGAAGGCUCAGUAAGCAAGAUCUCGCCUCUGGCUGGUGAUGGAAUUACUGUUCCAGAACAUGAAGAAUUAGAUACCACUUCUACUUCUGCUGGAUUAGGACAGAAGUCGACCACGCCCGGUACAGGACCUAGUCAUACUACUUCAUUGACACCUGGAAACGAACAUGAAGGUAUUGGACACCCCGCGACUAGAGGAUCGGAAGGUACGGAAAGAAACCCUGGAUCAUACCCUGCUGUGAAUGGUGGAGAUGAUAAGUUGCCAGAAGAAAAGAAGAAGGCUGAAGCGAUCGUUGAUGCUCCUGCUCAAGAAUCUGACUUGACCAAGAAUAAAGUAAACACUGAAACACCUGCCAAUGGGCCUACUCAAAAUGCUGUUAAAGACACAACUCCGACUGAGAAGCCGGUAGCAGGCUCUACUACUUCGAAGGAUUCGUCGAUACCCCACCCUACUUCUGUUGAUGAAGCUAAAGAUAUCGCUGGUGUGAAUGGAGCUAGCCCUGCCACGCCAGCUUCGAAGUCUACCACCACUCCAUCUUCUCCAAGUAUCAAGACUACACCUACUACAGCAGCUGCAACUGGCAAUGGUACCGGAAAGACGAGCGGUGAUGGGCAUUCGAGAAAAGGAAGUACGAGCAGCGAGAAGAAGAGGGGAUUGUUUGGUAAGAUCAAAGAUAAAUUGAAGCAUUAA